UUGCAGCAGAAUUUACGCGCCGCUUCAACCCUGAACCAAGCCCUCGCCGCCAACGCCGCCUUGCCGCUGACACCGAGGAGCAGCAUCGCGGCGGCGGUGGUAGUGGUAGUGGUAGGCUGGUCCAUAGGAGUCCCUGUGCAUGGCGCGGGUGUUGGCGGCGCUCAGGCCGAUAGUGCAAUACUCCAUCGGCGGCACCCUCGUCGGCCUCGCCAUCUCCGACCGCUACUUCUCCCUCGCCGCCGUCCACGGCUCCUCCAUGCACCCCACCUUCGAGGACAGGACAGGUGAAUACGCGCUCGUGCAGCGGUCCGACCUCGCACGCUACGACCUCUCCCGCGGCGAAGUCGUCACCUUCGUGUCGCCGGUGGACCACCGAAUCAGGCUGGUCAAGAGGCUCAUCGGGAUGCCCGGCGACUGGAUCAGUGUCCCGGAGACGGCGGAGAUCCGGAAAGUACCGGAGGGGCACUGCUGGCUCGAAGGGGACAACGGCAGCGUCAGCUGGGACUCAAGAGUCUACGGCCCUAUUCCUCUUGGCCUAGUGCAGGGGAGGGUUACACACGUGGUGUGGCCGCCUCACAAAAUUGGCCGAGUCAACAAGAGGCUGCCAGAAGGAAGGGUCAUGCCGCAGCGACACUUUUAGCCUCUCUUCUUGGUCGGUUGUCCUGCAGUUUUGUUUUCUCCAUUGUAGUGCAUGUAACAUUAAUGGCAAAAGCCUCUCAACUGAUGAAGGUAGCAAAGUAGAGGACAGGACAAUACUGUCGUUGAGAACUUCUCGAAUUGUACUGACACAUGCCCGUUUCAGGGUCGCUUCUGCACUUGAAGUGGUUGAACCUC
Molecule: messenger RNA, 834 nt
Organism: Lolium rigidum
Lineage: Eukaryota; Viridiplantae; Streptophyta; Magnoliopsida; Poales; Poaceae
Product: mitochondrial inner membrane protease subunit 2
Exons: 4
Coding region: 140-640 (166 amino acids)
Biological process (GO): mitochondrial respiratory chain complex assembly
Cellular component (GO): mitochondrial inner membrane peptidase complex; membrane
Molecular function (GO): serine-type endopeptidase activity
Source: RefSeq, a predicted model, not a curated record